This is a messenger RNA of Kwoniella botswanensis, 663 nucleotides long. RefSeq lists its product as uncharacterized. The coding region runs from base 1 to 663 and encodes 220 amino acids. The record is from RefSeq and is a predicted model, not a curated record. Lineage: Eukaryota; Fungi; Basidiomycota; Tremellomycetes; Tremellales; Cryptococcaceae. The transcript has 3 exons.
AUGCGCUCCCUAAUCAGCAUAUCGGCCAUACUCCUGGCUUGCUCAGCCGUCUACGCCGAAUCAGCAACAUACAAGAUACACCAUAGGUUCUUAUCCCAUCCUUCUCCUUCUUCCCCCACGCCAUUCCAGCAUUUCGGUAAUCUGUUGGUACAAGAUACCCUUACUACACUUGAGGAUGGACCAGCUGGGUCAGAUCAACAGACAGAUGAUGGGAAGGGAUGGUACCAGGUGGGAAUCCAGCUGGAUCAAUAUGAUACGCAGGAAGAAUGGUUGAUAGGUUCCACCAAGGCUUGUUAUUUAUCCACUUCAUCACCCAAAAUCCAAAUUCACCUUACCACCUCUUCAAUCCCUUCUUCAAUCUCCAUCAUACCCCACCCAUCAUCGAUAUCAUAUUGUUCGAGCACUUCCAACUCCACCAUAUCAGUCAAACUGCCUGCAGGAUUGAAUGAGGUGACAUUUGAUUUGAUAAAGGAUAUACAUAAAACAUAUAGCCCCUCACUCGCUCCACCACCUACCGUCGACCCCACGACAGGCUCACCCGCUCCGCCCGAAGUGGAAAAGACGUUCUUCCAGAAAUACUGGAUGUACAUCGUUGGUAUAGCCUUGUUCUUCGCUAUUCAGAUGGGUCCCGAUGAGCCUAGAGGAGGAGCAGCAGCGAAGUAG